GAGGAUUGCACGGACAGAGCGCGAGCGCAGGCUGGAGGGAAACUCGGGCUGCACGCGGACUUCCAGCACCGAGCUGAUUUUUUUUUUUUUUUCCUGAAUUAACGGGAGGAGUCCGGUUUCUGUGAAAUUCGGAUUCGUGGCUGCUUUCAAAGCUCAGAGUAACUUUCCAAGUGAUUUUAAUUCGCACCGGAAGAGCGCUUCUCGUUCCUCCUGUUGCCUCCCAGCGGAUGCAGAACAUGUUGUGGAAGAUGUUUUGAGGAUGCAAACAAACAACCCGCUCGGACCGGACGGGACGGAGAAGAGCAGCACGCGCUGCUUGUUCAUGACCGGCGCAUUAACGCUGCACGCGCUCGGACGUGAUGGAGAGACGCGGUCACUCGAGCUGAGGCGCGCGCGCGCAAGUGUCAAAUCAUUAUAAAGAAUAAGCGCAAAGUUGUUUGUUUGUUGUUGUUGUUGUUUACCCCCCCGCAGUGCAGCAGCGCUUUACUCCUUCUCUCAGACUUGCUGACUGUGUUUAAAGUGUGUAAAGUCGCGCUGAUGACAUGGGCUGACUUCGUGUCACCGAAAAGGGACCGACGAUGUUGCGACGCAGCGCGCGCGUCUCGUUCGGCGGCCGCUCGCUGCUCGCGCUCCUGCUGCUGCUGUUUCCGCUGCUGGGCUUCGCGCGAGCCUGUCGCGAGCUCCUCUCCAGCGGCUGCAGCUGCACGGACGAGCGCACCAAGAGCCACACGGUGCAGGCGGGCGCGCGCAGAAGAGUGAGCUGCGCCGGUAAGGAGCUGACGGACACGCCGGAACCGAACCUCAUGCCGAACCGGACCAUUUCUUUAAACCUAAGCAACAACCGCAUCCGUGUCCUGAGGAAUGGCUCCUUCGCUGGCUUGUACUUACUGGAAAAACUGGACCUGAAGAAUAAUCUGAUCAGCACCAUCAUGCCUGGAGCCUUUCAGAGUCUAACAGCGCUGAGAAAACUUGACCUGUCCAACAACCGGAUUGGCUGCCUGACUCCAGAUAUGUUCCAGGGACUCACCAACCUCACCAAAUUGAACGUUUCGGGAAACAUCUUCUCUUCGCUGGAGCCCAACAUUUUCCAGGAGCUUCCCUCACUGAAGCUGGUGAACUUUGACUCGGAGUUCCUGUCAUGUGACUGCGGCCUGCAGUGGGUGCCGGGUUUCUUUCGCACAAGUUCAGCCAGACUCGGAGAUGAGACGCUCUGCAUGUAUCCUCGAAGGUUCCAGAACAGACCACUGCGAGAACUCAAGGAGAGCGACCUGACCUGUGAAGGCCCCUUGGAGCUGCACACUCUGUUUCUCUUACCCUCACUACCCCAAAUAGUAUUUAAAGGAGACAGGCUGCCGUUCCAUUGUACUGCUGCCCGGGUGGACAAAAUCACUGCCGUCCACUGGCGUCACAAAGGCCAAAUUGUCAGUAACAACCCCGACAAUGGAGUUCUUCUCGAGGAAAGUGUUCUACACGACUGCACUGUCAUCACCAGCGAGCUGAUCUUGUUGAAUGUGCAUGUCGAUGCGAGCGGCGAGUGGGAGUGUGUGGUGACGACAGGACGAGGGAACGUCUCGCGGAGUGUCGAGAUUGUGGUUCUGGAAAACAGCGCCACCUUCUGUCCUGAGCAAAGAGUGUCCAAUAAUAGAGGAGAGUUCAGGUGGCCAAGAACUCUGGCUGGAAUUACUUCAUAUCAGUACUGCCUGCAGCUGCGUUAUCCAUCCCUGGCUGGAGGGGACACUGCUGAUCAGAAGAGGGCAUCUCGCUACUGCGAUCGCUCCGGUCGCUGGGAGGAAGGAGACUACUCUCAGUGCCUUUACACCAAUGACAUGACCAAUGUCCUACAUAAGUUCAUACUGAUGCCCAUUAAUACCUCCAAUGCUGUGACACUGGCACACCGGGUGAGGACGUACACGUUGGAGGCAGCAGGCUUCACAGACACGGUGGAUGUUUUCUACAUUGCACAGAUGAUGCAUAAAUUCAUGGAUUAUCUUGAUCAGUCACGUGAGAUGUCGGAGGUGCUGGUGGAGAUGGGCAGUAACCUGAUGCAAGUGGAUGAUCAGAUCUUGUCUCAGGCUCAGAAGGAGAAGAGAGCAUGCAGCUCGAUAGUUUGCUCUCUGGAGACCUUAGCAUGGCCACAGCUUCACCCGAAUUCCCAGGAUCUCUCCAUGAUAUCUCGGAACAUCGUGAUGGAAGCUCACUUGAUACGCCCCGCCCACUUCACUGGCAUGACCUGCACCGCCUACGAGAGACGAGACAGCUCCGGUGCCAGUGGAUUAGAUGCGAUAGACUCCACCUACGAGCAGCAGUUACGCUUCCGUUGUACAACAGGAACCCAUAACGUCUCACUAACCGCUUUCCCUUUAAAGAAUGCCGUAGCACUUGCUUCGGUCUCUCUGCCUCCAUCGCUGUUCCCUCCAAACGCCCCUGCUGAUUGUAAACUGCAGUUUGUAUUUUUCCGUACCGGAAGAUUCUUCCCAUUUAUUGGAAACUCCAGCAGCGUAGCUCGUAGGAGGAGUGUGAACACGCCGGUCAUCUACGUCGGCCUCGAUGGAUGCACCAUGUGGAACCAGUCAGCUCCCAUUAUUGUGUCACUGCGACACAUAUCACCUGGUAAUGAUCCAGUGGCUGCACACUGGAGUCUGCAGGGGCUCAAGCAUCAUGGGAGUUGGAGUACAGACGGCUGUCAGUUAGCGCACAGUGACGCUAGCAUCUCAACGCUACGGUGCGCCGUACUCAGUAACUACGCAGUGCUUCAGGAGGUGCCUGAUUUCCCAGGUCUGACUCCUGCUCCUGUGGAAGUACUCCACCCGGUGGUGUACGCCUGCACUGCAGCGCUCCUCCUCUGCCUCUUCACCAUCAUCUUUACAUACAUACUGCACCACAGCUCUAUUGGAAUUACUAGGAAAAGUUGGCACACCCUGCUCAAUACCUGUUUUCACAUUGCCAUGACAACAGCGGUGUUUGCUGGGGGCAUCACUCUAACUAGCCACCCAAUUGCGUGCCAAACGGUGGGCAUUGUUCUCCACUAUUCGUCAUUGUCCACUCUGUUGUGGAUUGGCAUCAGCGCACGGGUGCUCUAUAAGGAGGCCUUGUGGCGGUCUCCACAGCAACCAGAGGGCGAGGCUACAGUGGUGCCCACUCAGCGGCCCAUGCUCAGGUUUUAUUUGAUAGCCGGCGGCGUUCCAGUCAUCAUAUGUGGAAUCACUGCAGCUGUCAAUAUUAACAACUAUGGGGACAAUAUUCCUUACUGUUGGUUGGUAUGGCAGCCCAGUAUUGGAGCUUUCUAUGUUCCUGCUGGCCUGGUGAUCCUGGUGACCUGGAUCUACUUCCUAUGUACCAUUACACGCUUGGGAUGCCAAACUUCCCAGAGUGCCAAGGAACCUCCAUGCUCCACCUCUGGAUCCUCUCCCUUACCCGAAGCCCAGCCAGCUCUAAGUGGCAGCACUAGUUUACUUUCAACGGACUCUGCAGUUGGCCCAAUGCAUGCUGGAAUGGUGCAGGAGGACCAGUACUCUCUGAAAGUGCAGUUCUUGGCACUGGUGGCGACUCAGUUUGUGUUUUUGCUUCUGUGGUGUUGUGGUGCGAUGGCUAUGUGGCACGUGGACAGAGAGAGGAAGUUAUUCAGCUGCCUGUAUGGGGGAACGGCGACAGGGCUGGGAAUCUUCUUGGUGCUCCAUCACUGCUUCAAACGCUUGGAUGUCCAGGCAGCUUGGCUCGGAUGUUGCCGUGGGUACCAUCGCUCACAGCCGAUUCCAGCCUACAGCCAACCCUGUAGUGCCACCGCUGGAGUCCAGAGCACUUCUGAAAGGGGCUCGCAACUUUUUGUUGGCUCUCUUCCUCCAGCAGAGCAAAGCAACUACUCUUCUUCUGCCAGGUCAUCCUCCACGCCAAGUGGCACCAGCAGUAUCGGCACUGGACCCUGCAAGCUCACCAACCUUUUGCAGGUGACGCAGGACAAUGCCAACAACGCUACACGUGCACUGGCAGGCACCAAUACCAGCACCAGCACAGACAACAACACCAGCAGCAAACCUGCCAACAACCUGGUGCUGCCCAGUGUUAGCACCACACUACCAGUUCAGCAGCAACAGCGAAAAAAGACUAGCAGUAGAACUAAGGCAGGAAGUGGCCAGUACCACCACCGGGGGGAGGGAAGGGGACAUUAUCGUCUGAAAGCACUACGAGGGGGUGGGGGCAGUGUAGGUGCCUUGGGCCCACCUGGGGUGGACCAAGUCAACAUUCAUCAUGUUCACAGAUAUGCAUCCAGCGAGAAUGGAAGUCUCCGAAACAGCCAUUCGGAGAGCCAUAAUGGUCCGUUGACCAAUGGUAGGCACCGUGGGGAAGGACCAGGAACGAGUCCUUCAGAAGGAAGUGAUGGAGGAAGCAGUGGAAGCAGGAGGCCUUUCCCACUUUUGCCCUCCAUAGCAAGUCGCGUUGCAAUGCAACAGAAUGGACAGAGGCGCAGUGCAAGCAGGGACAACCUUAAAUUGGUCACUGCGGCUGAUAAAGACUUUAAACGAGGUUCGUAUCUGUUGAACACUGACACCAGAACAGCUACGGGAACUACAAGUGGCACAACCUCAUCAAUGCUACCUGCCACAUCGAAUGGAAUGCUAAAAGGUUCGGUGAUCGAACUGGACGCAAGUGGAUCCGACCAUUCACAGGGGUCAGUUGGGAUGAGGCCUGGGGUUUGGAAGAGUGAGACAACGGUCUGAUGGCGACACAAGUGAGCUCUAGCUAACAUUCUGUGUUGAGGGAAGAGUAUGGUGGGCAAGAACCUCAAUGCCUCAAUCCCAAGUGAAACACAUGGUUUCCUCCAGGAUUAGCCUCCCUGACGUUUUGUUUUCAGUAAUGUUCAGUGAUUUUCAAACAGUUUGCACCUUCCAGAAGCAUACCAGACCAUUUACCAGGUAACUACUCAUGUAUUUGUUGAGGCUUUAUGAGGGAUCCUGUAUAUUUUGGUGCCAAAUAAAGCAGGAGGCUUGUUGUUUUGGGCCUUAUUGUAUUGUUUUAAUAAAAAAUAAAUAAAUAAAUGAAGGGAUAUACAUAUAUGCAAAAAUAGAACCCUUUCCAAGUCAGUACUUUUCCUCAUGAAUUGGUGCAACAGUAUCGUUUGUGCGUGAUGUACUUGUUGUUUUUUUAGAAUAUAUCGAACAUGAGGUUUAGAAGCUAUUGCUAAAAAGUGAACAUCUUACGGUAUGUGUAAGCUUAAACCUUUUUAUCCAUUUUGAUCUAUGCAUAUCAGUGGAAAUGGACCACAAAGUGCAUUCCGAGUUCAUUUUGCAUUUGUUUGCUUUGUACAACCUUUUUUUUUUUUAAAUACUUAAUGUGUUUGUCGUGCUUUGUAUCUGUUGGUUAUUUGGGCGAACGUGCACAUGUGAUAGUGAGAGAUGUAUAUGUCAGAAUGUAUGUAUGUAUGUAUGUAUGUAUGAAAGAAUGUAUGGAUGUAUUAAUUGACUAUUACAGACAGUAUUUAGCUCUGUUCCCUCUCCAGCACUGAUAAACACCUCUUGGCCUUACCUAAUCGUUCCAGUAUUAAGGGCUUGCAGUGAGUUCGCUUCCUCUCCAUGCUUUAUUUGUGGAAUACAUAUUGGCACUGGGGGAUGAUGGUCAUGCUGUUCUUUUUUUUUUUCCCCCUGCAGAUAAGUCAAAGCAGGAAAUAACUCAAGUCUAUGGGUUAUUACUGUCCUUUUGUAUCAAAGGUCUAUAUUGUAAUGAAAAACACAGGUUUAGACUGCCCUCUAGCGGAUCAUUCAUGCCAUUUAUCAAACGCACUGCCAAACCAAACAUACCACCAAAUGAUAAAGGCUAUAAAUGGUGAUUUCAUUCUUGUUGUAUGGAAAGAAAUUUGGGUGGAGAAGAAUUGUAUUUGCAAUCAUGUCUAACAUGGUUUUCCCAUAGCACUUGGAAAAAGUCCAGUCUUUCUUACACCUAAGUGAAGCACAAACAAUGUAUUCGCAGAUUCAGGGUAUUUUUCCUUUUCUUUUCUCUUCUUUUCUUCCUUUCUAUCUAUCUAUCUUUCUAUCUUUCUUUCUUUCUUUCUCAGGCAUGUUCAUUGCUACUGUUGUACUGACAUUUUUGUUCACUGCUAAAAUCUACCUAGCUUUUCUCUGAUUGUUACAAAUACACAGCCAGCCCCCCCCAAUUAAAAAAACCAACCUCAGUAUUACUAUCUAACAAAAAAAAAUUACGUUAUUCCAUGAAAUCGAGUCGUACAUGAGCUGAUAGUCGAUGAGGUGCGUAGCGCCGAGUCGGCUAUAAGCCAUGUAUGACGAGAUUGAGUGGAAUAACUCUUUUAUUCUAUCCACAUUCACUGGAUUUUGAAAAACAGAGCAUUUUUAUUUCUAUUUUUUGCCAAUUUGAUAAAACCUUUAUACAAAACGUCCGACAAAAUAAUUUCCGCUUAGGCGGACUUCUUAAAACCAAAUCAGUGGCUGCACUAAUUGACUUUAGGGUUGUUUUUUUGUAGAAAGUGCCGUUUUGCUGUCGUGCCAAGGUAUAGAAUAGCUUUAGACAUGUAUUUAAUUCUUCCUUGGACAUUUCAGUGAUAUCAUUUUCAAACUUCUUUGAGCGUUUGAACCAGUCUAAAAAAAUUCAACAAAUUAAGGAUGAAGAACGUAAGCAACCCGAUGAAAUGGCAGGAGCAAUUUGUGAAAAUGCUAUAAUAAUAAUAAUAAUAAUAAUAAUUCUUGAAAAAUAAAAAAAGAUAUGUUCUUAGUAUGCCCUGUGAUGACCUGGCGACUUGUCCAGGGUGUACCCCGCCUUUCGCCCGUAGUCAGCUGGGAUAGGCUCCAGCUUGCCUGCGACCUUGUAGAACAGGAUAAAGCAGCUAGUUGAUAAUGAGAUGAGAUGUUCUUAGUAUCAAAUACUUUCAUUCCAUAUUUUGUUGCUUUUUUUGUGUAUUUUUGGGGGUUUUGUUUUCAAGUAGUUUUUAUUUCAUCCUUGGUUGGUUCAGCAACAUGCUCCGCCAUUUUGUUUUUCUCUACUCACGGUAUAGGAGCUGAUAUCCUGGUAGUAGAGUAGCCAAUCAGAGCGCACGAUUGCUCAUAUCCAGUGAAUGUGGAUAUAAUAAAGAUUUAUAUACAGUGGUGCUUGAAAGUUUGUGAACCCUUUAGAAUUUUCUAUAUUUCUGCAUAAAU
Neoarius graeffei (lesser salmon catfish) is the source of this 7139-nucleotide messenger RNA. It is a transcript of the gene adgra2, whose product is annotated as adhesion G protein-coupled receptor A2. The record is from RefSeq and is a predicted model, not a curated record. Gene Ontology annotation, cellular component: Wnt signalosome; plasma membrane. Gene Ontology annotation, molecular function: protein binding; G protein-coupled receptor activity. NCBI's taxonomy places the organism in Eukaryota, Metazoa, Chordata, Actinopteri, Siluriformes, Ariidae. The transcript has 19 exons. Bases 579 to 4715 code for a protein of 1378 amino acids. Gene Ontology annotation, biological process: cell surface receptor signaling pathway; central nervous system development; sprouting angiogenesis.